Messenger RNA from Cebus imitator (Panamanian white-faced capuchin), 3150 nucleotides. It is a transcript of the gene GP2, whose product is annotated as glycoprotein 2. The record is from RefSeq and is a predicted model, not a curated record. Bases 114 to 1778 code for a protein of 554 amino acids. The transcript has 11 exons. Gene Ontology annotation, biological process: neutrophil migration. Gene Ontology annotation, cellular component: cell surface; apical plasma membrane. Lineage: Eukaryota; Metazoa; Chordata; Mammalia; Primates; Cebidae.
CAACAAGCCCAGUGUGUGACCUAGAACUCCGAUCAUACCUGUGCACCAAUUGAGGAGAGCCACAUGGGUGGGAAAUUGCAAUAAAAAGACAGCCCACAGCAGGCUGCAUUCCCAUGGUUGGCCCUAGGAGGAGGAACGCUUUGUUCUCACUGGAGCUGCAUGGGAAGUCUGCAUACAGCAGAGUGACCUGCAUGCCUCACCUUAUGGAAAGGAUGGUGGGCUCUGGCCUCCUGUGGCUGGCCUUGGUCUCCUGCAUUCUGACCCAGUCAUCUGCGGUGCAGCAAGGUUAUAGAAACUCCGCUGCAGCCAGUUCCUAUGGGCUGGACUUGGACUGCGGAGCUGACAGCUGUUUUGACCCCUGUCAGAACUACACCCUCCUGGAUGAACCCUUCCGAAGCAUAGAGAACACAGAAAGGGCCCAGGAGUGUGAUAACAACAUGAGCGGCUGGUACCGCUUUGUAGGGGAAGGAGGAUUGAGGAUGCCGGAGACCUGUGUCCCUGUGUACCGAUGCCAGACAGCUGCUCCCAUGUGGCUGAACGGUGUUCACCCUGCCUUUGGGGAUGGCAUUGUCAACCGCACUGCCUGUGCCCACUGGAGUGGCAACUGCUGUCUCUGGAAGACGGAGGUGCUGGUGAAGGCCUGCCCUGGUGGGUACCAUGUGUACCGGUUGGAAGGCACUCCCCAGUGUAAUCUGAGAUACUGUACAGACCCCUCCACUGUGGAGGACAAGUGUGAUAAGGCCUGCCGCCCUGAGGAGGAGUGCCUCGCCUUCAACAGCACCUGGAGCUGUUUCUGCAGACAGAACCUCAACAGCUCUGAAGUCCACAGUUUGCAGCCUCAGCUGGACUGCGGAGCCAGGGAGAUGAAGGUGAAGCUGGACAAAUGUUUGCUGGAAGGUGUGGGUUUGGGGGAGGAAGUCAUUGCCUACCUGAGAGACCCAAACUGCAGCAGCAUCAUACAGGCAGAGGAGAGAAACUGGAUAUCUUUGACCAGCCCUGUUCAGGCUGGUGCCUGCAGGAACAUUCUGGAGAGAAAUCAAACCCAUGUCAUCUACAAAAACACCCUCUCCUUGGUCAAUGAUUUCAUCAUCAGAGACACCAUCCUCAACAUCAACUUCCAAUGUGUCUACCCACUGGACAUGAAAGUCAGCCUCCAAGCUGCUUUGCAGCCCCUUGUAAGUUCCUUGAACCUCAGUGUGGGCGGAGAUGGAGAGUUCACUGUCAGGAUGGCCCUCUUCCAAGACCAAAACUACACGAAUCCUUAUGAAGGGGUUGCAGCUGAGCUGUCUGUUGAGUCCAUGCUCUAUGUGGGUGCCAUCUUGGAGCAAGGGGACACCUCCCGGUUUAACCUGGUGUUGAGGAACUGCUAUGCCACCCCCACUGAAGACAGAGCUGACCCUGUGAAGUAUUUCAUCAUUAGAAACAGCUGCCCAAAUCAACGUGAUUCCACCAUCCACGUGGAGGAGAAUGGGAGGUCCUCCGAAAGCCGGUUCUCAGUUCAGAUGUUCAUGUUUGCUGGACAUUAUGACCUAGUUUUCCUGCAUUGUGAGAUUCAUCUCUGUGAUUCUCUUCAUGAACAAUGCCAGCCUUCUUGCUCAAGAAGUCAAGUCCGCAGUGACGUACUGGCCAUAGACUUAGCCCGGGUUCUAGAUUUGGGACCCAUCACUCGGAGAGGUGCACAGUCUCCCGGUGUCAUGAAUGGAACCCCCAGCACUGCAGGAUUCCUGGUAGCAUGGCCCAUGGUCCUCCUGACUGUUCUCCUGGCUUGGCUGCUCUGAGAGCUCCCCUGAGCACCUGGCCUUGAAGUCUGUGUUCUUCCCUCUGGCAAUGGCUCCCUUCAGCACUUCUGGUUCCCAUUCCAAUUCACACAGUCUUGGUAUUAACAGACUCAAGGCUAGGCUAGGUUUAGGGAAAGGGAAGAGUUUUCACCUUCUUUAAAGCUCUUUAAAAAUGCCUUUGUGUUUCUCUUUUUCUCAUAGUGGGGUUCCUGUCAUUCUGUCCUGGGCUGCCCUUCUCAUUUGUUAAUGAGACCUUGAAAGCAAGCUUGCUAGGUGCCCUCUGUGGCUCCAGCCUUUACUGGAAGUGUGGCACAUGUUUUUAGCUCCAGGGAAGAGGUAUCCUGUCACUGGGGUAUGGGACAAGCAUGCAGAAGAGGCACCAGCCAUGACUCCUUUCUAAACAUCUACUGUUCUGACUGCUCAUGAAUUGAAGACUGACCCUUGCUUUCACUCUGCUUCCUCUGAUGAGUUUCUAUCAUGGUUUCCCAAAAAUCGCCAUAGGAACAUCUCUAAGGGCCACUUUAGGAGGCUCUGCUCCAGGAAAAACUAGUCCCCAUCCCUCCCCUACCCCCCGCCAAGCUGGAGACAUGCUGUGACUUAGAGAACCAUGCAAACAUCCUUGGGACCUGGAUGCUGGAGGAAUGAACUUGACUUUGAUGCAGAAACUCCAUCACCCAAGGGAACACCUCUUGCUGUAAACAGUGCUGUGCUUGCUCGGAAGGAUUAAGCAGGGAGUCCCAACAGAAGUAAUGCACCAGUCCUGCUAUGGAAAUGUAACUGCAAAGCCUCGGAGAUUGGUGAAGUCCCUUUCUGGAGACCUUUAAUGAGUAUUUCAAAGCACUCCACAAAGAUGCAACAAAUAGGGCAUCAUACAUACACAGGCAUUAAUACUCAUGGCAUAUAGAUACCGACAUGUGUACCCUGACUUAUGCCCUUCCCACAGCUACAGAUAAGGCCUCGCAAAGCUGACCUCAGGGGACACAUCAGGAGCCAAGGUGGACCAGCAGGCACCAAGCCUGUGUAUCUGCUUGGAGGAUAUGUUUCAAUGUGCUGCGUUGUUCAGAGAUGUUGUGGUUGCAGGAAACAGGAACCCACUAUAAUUUCUCAGGCCAAAGGGGAGUUAAUUAUAAGGACAUAGGAGCACAAAGUUCAAGUGCAAGAGAUACAUAAAUGCUGCACAAACUCUAGGAGUGAGGCCUGGCAAGCCAAAAGAAACCAAAGUUUGUCUUUCCUUUAGUCCCUCUUCUGGAAGUCACAUGGCUUUUUAUGACUGCAUAUCUUUGCUUCUCCUUUGUUUUCCUUUUCUGUCUCUGAAGCUAGCUUUUCCUGUUCACUUAUCCCUUGAUUAAAUAUGGACAUUCCAGCUUCACAU